Messenger RNA from Puma concolor (puma), 2097 nucleotides. The record is from RefSeq and is a predicted model, not a curated record. NCBI's taxonomy places the organism in Eukaryota, Metazoa, Chordata, Mammalia, Carnivora, Felidae.
AUGGGAGCUGACGGUUUGGCUUUUUCACCCCUGUCCUUGCUGCCAUCCUCAAUGUCCCUGUUGCCAUGCAGAGACGAUCCUGUUACAUUGUAUCGAAGCGCUGGCGGUAGUUCCCCAGGGCUGACUGUGCAUCAUUUCCCGACUCCGUGUUCAAUGUCAUCACGUUGGGAGCUUGAAAUUGGCCACAUGGCAGCACUUCCCCGCAUGAACUUCUACAACGGAGGACAAGCAUAUUGGCCAAAAGAUUUUUGGGAUGAGAGUGUGUUCAGGAAGACGCAGUGCCAAAUUGUGAAAGCUGUCUGGGUGGAUAGAUUAGGAAUGCAGGCAGCCCUGAAAGAAAGUCUCUUCGGAAGAUUUUUUUCUCUGCAACGAGAAUUCUGCUGCAGGUUCCGACAGCCUUCUCUGCGACAUAACUGUACUUCUAGAUAUAAUACCUUGCUUCCUGAGGCUUUCACGGGAGGUUCUGGGUCCAUGGCUUCAACUCUCUUUCUGGUCCAGAUUCAGUACCAGCAGGUUAAGCUUGGCAACAAUGCUCCUCAGGUAACACCGCAAGCAGCAGAUUGCAAGCUCCAGCAUACUGCCGCCCUGUAUGGGUUUGAAGGAGAGCUAACAGAAAAGCUAACAAAAUUUAGAUGGAGAAUAAUGGAAACAGAUCUCAGACCAGGUGGAUUUGGUGACCUUGAGCUGGGCCCUCCAAGUUGUGAUGAACUUGAUAAUGACCCAUUGGCGGGCCCUAUUAGUUCCCAACAUGAUGUCAAUUACAUGGUUAUGGGACUACAGAAAAAAAAGAAAGUAGUGGCACACCUUGAGAAGUUAGAUACAGGAUGGGCUAAUUUGGGCAAUCCUUGCCAUUUCACCAUGAUUUUCAAUCAAGGCUUUGAGAUUGUGUUGAAUGACUACAAGUGGUUUGCCUUUUUUAAGUACAAAGAAGAGGGCAGCAAGGUAACCAUUGCCACCGCAGAGACCAUGCCUGGAUGGGUGCAUGAUGUGCCAAGCUGGAAGUAGGCUCAUUUCCUCGGAACUAAAGUGGGAACUACCUCUGAGAAGGUGAACAUGAACACAGCACACCCUGAGAGUCUCCAGGGAAACUACUCUAAUUCUAAUACCCUCUACAAAUAUAACCAUGGUUUUGUGAAAGUGAUCCAUGCCGUUCAGAAGUGCCCCCAGAAGUCUUGGACAGCAACCACAUACAUGGAACAUGAGAUGCUUACCCUAGGAGAGAGGAUUAGGAGAGGCAGUAGCCACAGCUGGAGAAUCCCACCACUGACUGUUGAAAUACACGAAAUGGUUUUACAUUUGCCAGCGUCUUGGGACUGGAGAAAUGUUUGUGGUACCAAUUUUGUUCCUCCUGUUUGAAGCCAAGCAUCUUGUGGAAGCUGCUACUCAUUUGCUUCCGUGGGUAUGCUGGAAGCAAGGAUCCAUACACUAACCAACAAUACUCAGACCCCAAUCUUGAGUCCAGAGGUUGUCUCUUGCAGCCAGCACGCUCAAGGCUGUGAAGGUGGGCCGUACCUCAUCACAGGAAAAUAUGCCCACGACUUUGGGCUGAUAGAAGAGCCACGCUUCCCUUACACAGGCACUGAUUCUCCAUGCAAACCGAAGGAGGACUGCUUCCAUUACUCCUCCUCCGAGUACCACUAUGUGGCAGGCUUCUAUGGGGGCUGCAAUGAGCUGGCCUGUCGUGGCCCCGUGGCAGUUGCUUUCGAAAUCUAUGAUCUCUUCCUCCACUGGCACAGGGGGAUCUAUUUGUUUUGUUUUUUGACAGACCCUUUCAACCCCUUUGAGCUGACUAAUCAUGCUGUUUUGCCCGUGGGCCACAGCACCGAAGCCUCGGGGGUGGAUUGCUGGAUUGUUAAAAAUAGCUGGGGCACUAGCGGGAGCGAAGAUGGUUACUUCGGGAUCCGCAGAGGAACCGAUGAGGGUGCAAUUGAAAGCACAGCGGUGGCAGCCACCCCGGUUCCCAAAUUGGAGGGUGCACAUCCCGGCAUCUCAUCCCGACCGCCAUCAAUCACGAAAGGGCAGACUGGAGACUUUCACAGCAGCAAUUUCAGAACAUUACAAAUAGAUUCCUAUGAAGAUUUCUGCCUUCAGCGUUAA